Paraphaeosphaeria sporulosa is the source of this 1920-nucleotide messenger RNA. RefSeq names its product MFS general substrate transporter. The transcript has 2 exons. Gene Ontology annotation, molecular function: transmembrane transporter activity. NCBI's taxonomy places the organism in Eukaryota, Fungi, Ascomycota, Dothideomycetes, Pleosporales, Didymosphaeriaceae. Bases 1 to 1920 code for a protein of 639 amino acids. Gene Ontology annotation, biological process: transmembrane transport. The record is from RefSeq and is a predicted model, not a curated record.
AUGGGUGAAGAGAAGGCUGGCAUGGACCCUGAGUCUGGCCGUCAGGGCAUCCCCCAUAUGAAACUUAUCCUCGAGCAGGGCGUGGUCACCGAUGAGAUUGUGAACUGGGAAUAUGAAGGCGCGGGCACCGAGGAAGACCCUUACGUUGUGGAAUGGAUAGAGAAUGAUCCCCGGAAUCCGAUGACUUGGAGUACGACGAAGAAGUGGGUCGGAUGUGUUUGCAUGGCAUUUGCGACGUUGACGGUGUCGUUCUGCUCGUCAGCGUUCAGUGGAGGUGUACGACAGAUACUUAUGGAGUUCGAUGUUUCCCAGGAAGUCGUCACGCUCGGCAUUUCCCUAUUCGUUCUAGGUUUCGCACUCGGCCCAUUGCUCUGGGCGCCCUUCAGUGAACUGUACGGUCGCCAGAUAGUGUUCUUCGGCACGUUUCUAGCCUUCGUGGCGUUCAAUGCCGGUGCUGCUGGAUCGAAGAACAUCUGGACUCUCCUUAUCCUCCGAUUCUUCAGCGGUGCCUUCGGAUCAUCGCCGCUUACGAACGCUGGAGGUGUUGUCGCCGAUUUGUUUGCAGCGAAAGAGCGCGGUCUGGCGAUGUCCAUCUUCUCUGUCGCGCCAUUCAUGGGUCCUGUCCUCGGUCCGAUCGUUGGCGGAUUCCUUGGGAUGACUGAAGGAUGGAGAUGGGUGGAGGGGCUCAUGGCCAUUUUCUCCGGAAUCGUCUUCUUCAUCGCCAUCCUGUGUGUUCCCGAAACGUACCCACCGGUCCUACUCCGUAAGCGUGCGCAGACUUUGUCAAAGAUGACUGGAAAGGUGUACAUGUCAAGAGGUGAUAUCGACCAGGGUAAGAUCACGCUCGGAGAGGCCUUCUCGACCGGACUGAAGCGUCCCUGGAUCCUGCUGUUCACUGAGCCCAUCGUCUUCCUCCUGAGUCUGUACAUGGCAAUCAUCUACGGAACUUUGUACAUGCUCUUCGGCGCUUACCCGAUUGUCUACCGUCUUGGGCGUGGGUGGAAUGAGGGAAUCAGUGGACUCCCUUUUGCGGGCGUUGCUAUUGGCAUGAUCGCAGCCGUCACCUACACUAUCGUAUACGACAACAAGCGCUACGUUCGGUGCGCAGAGAAAUCUGCGAAUGGAUUCGCAACUCCUGAGGACCGACUGCCUACCGCCAUUAUCGGAGGAAUUGCCCUGCCAAUUGGCCUCUUCUGGUUCGCCUGGACCAACUCUCCCUCCCUGCCAUGGGCUGCUUCCGUCGCGGCAGGCAUUCCCUUCGGCUUCGGAAUGGUUCUCAUCUUCUUAAGCAUCAUGAACUAUUUGAUCGAUGCCUAUACCAUCUUCGCGGCCUCCGUACUGGCGGGUAACGGCAUCAUCCGCUCGGUAUUUGGUGCUGCCUUUCCUUUGUUUACCUCCCAAAUGUACAGUCGCUUGGGCAUCCACUGGGCGUCUUCAAUUCCCGCCUUCCUUGCCCUAGCCUGCCUUCCCUUUCCCUUCCUCUUCUACAAGUACGGCACCGCUAUCCGCAAGAAGUGCAAGUACGCCGCGCAGUCGGAAGCCUUCAUGGAGAAGCUUCGAACUUCAGCUGUCCGACGACAAGACACGCCCGAGGACUCCGACAGCUCGCGCACCGCCUCCGUACAGGCCGAGCAAAAUGCUGAACAGGAAGCCGUCGACUACUCCUUCGAAGACGAGAAGCCCGUGGGCCCGCAAUUCGAGGAGAUGCGCACGGCAAAGGAGACUACUGACGGUGCUGCCUUGGAGAAGGUCCACACCGGCAGGAGCACGAGGUCGAGACGUAGCGUGCGGACGGUCAAGGAGGCGGAGUACGAUGGUAACCCGUACGAGAUUGACCGUAUCAACACACGGGAGAGCUUUAAGCGGCCGAGGGGCGCGAGUCUGAAAGACGGACUCACUAAGACGAAGAGCCGACAGUAG